CCGAGUGCCUGCCUGCUUGCCUGCUUGUCUGCCCCGAGCCUGCUUCUUGAAGCAGUUAUCGCUCCGUGUGGCAAGCCGGCCACGCCGUUAUCGGGAGUGCCUUUGAAGGAGAAGAGAGAGUGGAGAAAAAAAAAGAAAAAGAAAAGUGAUGACCCGAGAAUGACCGCAUAAAAAGCGUCCCCGCCCGCUCGGCCGACCGACCUACCGACCGAGCGGCCCUUCAGCGGCGUGCAGGGCCCUCUCCCCUCCCUCGGCGUCUGUCGGGACCGAGGCUCGUGCGAUGGUGUUGUGUUUUGCGCGGCUAUUAAGGCUGUUAUCGGCGCGGCUCGCCAAGGUCUGCCUCGCGCGUAGGUGAAACGAACAUGGCUUUUGAAAGUCGCCAAUGAUUGGUUUACUGAACGAUUUGACUGAAUAAUCUGCUGUGUAAUCAGGCAAAAAAACACAAAGAAAUAGAAACAAAAUCCGUUAUAGAAUAAGGCUAAAGACAAGAAUUUAAAAGGAAUCUAAAAGCAGUGAUUAAAAUUCCGUCGAAAGAAGUGACUACGAGAAGUGACGAUGCCCGGGUCGCAGGGCCUUCCUCUCGACUAGGUCCGUGCGCUCGAGGCCGCGGCGCGAGCAUGCAGGAGGGCGUGCAGCCGGACAUGCUGUUCCCCGUGGACGCCGACCAGGCCCACUACCUCACCGUCAUGACCAACCGCUGGCGCUGGCGAACCCCCAGCCCCGGCUACGACUCCAGCGACCACGCCCCCAGCCCCGCGCCUAGCUCCGCCCCCAGCCCUCUCAAGCCCUCCUCCAGCAGGAGCUCGACCGCCUCCCCCUCCGCUGGCGUCGGCCCCGCCCACUCGAGGAAUCGCCCCGCCUCCCGGGACGCCGUGGCCACGCCCGACCUCGACGGCGUGGCGCUGACCCGGUGCGGCCUGGUGGUGGGCGAGGGCGAGGGCGUGCCCCUGGGCGACGGGCAGAUCCCCUCGCCCACGUGGGCGGGAAUCGAGGCCGGCGACAGCGACGCGAAGGCCGGCGCAGACGAAGCCUCCGGAGGCAGCGAGGCGGCGCCGGAGCUGGCCCUCAGGGCGACGAGAAGAGACGACGAUGAAGACGACGACGGUGGCGACGCGGGCGGGGUUGCCGCGGACGUGGUGGUGUCGCUCGACUCCUCACGGGCGGCGUCGCUCACCCGCACGUGCAAGUGGGCGGGAUACAAGAAGAUUCAGCUGGCUGCGCUAACAAGUGUGCCGGAGUUUAUGUAA
This is a messenger RNA of Penaeus indicus, 1247 nucleotides long. RefSeq lists its product as uncharacterized. The transcript has 3 exons. Bases 618 to 1247 code for a protein of 209 amino acids. NCBI's taxonomy places the organism in Eukaryota, Metazoa, Arthropoda, Malacostraca, Decapoda, Penaeidae. The record is from RefSeq and is a predicted model, not a curated record.